Molecule: messenger RNA, 605 nt
Organism: Cherax quadricarinatus
Lineage: Eukaryota; Metazoa; Arthropoda; Malacostraca; Decapoda; Parastacidae
Product: small ribosomal subunit protein eS10B
Cellular component (GO): cytosolic small ribosomal subunit
Molecular function (GO): structural constituent of ribosome; RNA binding
Source: RefSeq, a predicted model, not a curated record
UUACAUGUUAUGGUUGUGAGGAUCAGCAGCAGCAGCAGCAGCAGCGUUCCUUCUCAACUAUCAUCCACGCUGUGCGCGGGGAAGUGUUCCCCCGGAGGCCAGCCAAAAUGUUGAUGCCUAAAGCUAACAGAGUGGCCAUCUAUGAGCACCUCUUUAAGGAAGGGGUGAUGGUAGCAGAGCGUGACCUCUUCAUGCCCAAGCAUCCAGAGCUUGAGAAGAUUCCUAACCUUCAUGUUAUCAAGGCCCUUCAGAGUUUGAAAUCUCGAGGCUAUGUAGAGCAGAACUUUGCUUGGCGCCAUUACUACUGGAGGCUGACAAAUGAAGGGAUACAGUACCUUCGUGACUAUCUUCACCUUCCUGCUGAAAUUGUACCAGCAACGUUGAAGAAGCCCACUCGUCCUGAAGGACGCCCAAGACCUAUGCAGUCUCGUUCUGAAGGGCCUCGUGGUGAAGGCUCCCGAGAUGCUUAUAGAAGAGCUCCUUCAGGGGUGGAUAAGACUGGUGAUGCAGGUCCAGGUUCAUCUCAGAUGGAGUUCCGUGGUGGAUUUGGUCGUGGUUCAAAGAGGACUCAGUGAAGUAUUAAUAAACAAGAAAAAUUAUAAUAA